Molecule: messenger RNA, 849 nt
Organism: Funneliformis caledonium
Lineage: Eukaryota; Fungi; Glomeromycota; Glomeromycetes; Glomerales; Glomeraceae
Source: the annotation of a GenBank genome assembly
AUGGACACUUCAAGAUUUUUAAGAAAGGAGGAAGAAAUAAUUCGAGACUUAAAAUCGGAAUUGUAUAAACGUGAAUUAGAAUUGGAAGGGGUUAAAACUUUGAAUGAAUCAUUAAAAAAUAAAAUUACACUUAUGACCAACAAUGAAAUAGAAUUGGAACACUUAAAAAGAGAAAGUGCCCGAUUAAGAAAUGAAUCUGUGAAAAGCCAUCAAGAAAAAGAUGACGUAAUGAGUUUAAAUUAUACUCUUAGUGAGCAAGUUAAAAAUUUACAGGAAGAAGUAAAUAAUUUGAAAAUUGGAAGAGUUGUAAAUACUGAAGGUGGGUUAGUUUGUGGAAAAGUAGAUGAAGGAUGCGUUAAUAGUUUAUUCUACUGCGAAAGAAUCAAUGGAUCAAUUUUGCUUAUAAAUUCUGCUAUUUUUAUAGAAUUAGUUCAUCAUAAUGUUAGGUGUGAUUCAUGCAGUGAAAUUAUAAAAGGGUUUCGUUAUAAAUGUGGACAUUGCGCGGAUUUCGAUCUCUGUGCCUAUUGUGUAGGAUCAGAACAUAAUAACAAUCAUGUAUUUUUAAAAAUUCGAAAUCCUAUAUUUAUUGAUUCAAGAAUAAUUUUAUUACCACCUUUUAGAUAUCGUAGUAUUCAUGAAGAGGUUGGUUGUGAUAUUUGCGGACAGAAUCCAAUUCAUGGGAUCAGAUAUAAAUGCGGACAAUGUGCAAAUUUUGAUAUAUGUAGUAAAUGUGAAGAAAAUAUAAGUGAAUCACAUGAUCAAUCCCAUCUAUUUAUAAGAUUAAAUAGACCAAUUCGUACAGAAGCUAGGUUGGUUUCUAUACCACUUUUACCAAAUUUUCUUCCUGAU